This is a messenger RNA of Hyaloscypha bicolor E, 1838 nucleotides long. RefSeq lists its product as uncharacterized. Bases 114 to 1760 code for a protein of 548 amino acids. The transcript has 3 exons. The record is from RefSeq and is a predicted model, not a curated record. Lineage: Eukaryota; Fungi; Ascomycota; Leotiomycetes; Helotiales; Hyaloscyphaceae.
UUUCCGAUAGCGCAUUGCUACCACCUGUUCAACGGAGUGGGGACAUUGUUUCGAGAGACGUACCAGCGGACGAAAUUGACAAUGUCUGGCCAUUUCCGAUCUCAUUUUCAGAAAUGACCCUUGGAGUAGGAGAUCACAUUCCACAUAUACCUGGCCGUACUGGCGAAGAGGAAGACCUGUCCACAAUUAUUGGAGUCUCUCCUAAUGGCCAAACGUUUGGCGUAGGACAGCGGGCUGCCUUCUUGCCAAGGACUGUUCCCCUUGCUGGAGCCUCUCUAUAUGAGAGUGAGGACCUGGAUGUGAUGCCAAUAUCAACUUUUCCCUUUGAAUUGACAGACCGCACGCGACAUCUGCAUGGACAUCCACUGGCAGAUACGAACCAAUGCUCAGAACAAGAAUGGGAACAAAUGAAGCCCAUAAUCCAUCGACUGUACCUUGAAGACGGGAAGUCACUUGAUGAUGUUAUGAGCACGAUGAGUCUUGUUUACCAUUUCCAAGCGAGUGUGAAAAUGUAUAAGACCCGGUUCUCAAAAUGGGGAUUCGCAAAGAAUUCCAAACGGUGCGGAAGAAGUGCCCGAAACAGUCAGUAUCACGCUACCGCUCCUCGGCGAAGACAGAAGAGACCAAUUAUCGCAAGCGGUCCUGUCAAAAGCUUCGUUCGAAGACAAAAUCAUUCCCCGACAGCGCCUGCGGCGCUUCUCCAAAGCCCAGACAAGUAUCGCCGCCAGGAGCUCACCGUUCACUGCGUCCAGAACUACAUCUCUGUGCUGUUCCAAAACAGGGGUUGGAUGGCAGAUAUGUUCGGUGUGUUUCCGCCUGCCGGAACUUCUGAUCACAGCGCGGCGUGGCAGCAAGUUAGCGACCAGUGCUUUGGCGCGUCUGUUCUCAUCCAAGGCUCGUCAAUGAAACAGGCUUUCCAGACACUUAACGGUAUCUUCCAAAGCCUCAAGCCCCUCGCUUCGUCCAGUGAACCUAGCAUGAUGGUCAAGUUCUGGCCAAUGUGCCAUAGGCUUCAUGGCAUAUGCGUCGAUAUCAACGACUACCAGCUUCUGUAUACAUUCCUCCGCCAUAUCAGAGAGCUGACAAGGAACUAUCUUGGUACUGAGCAUCCGAUGUUUCUGCUUAUGGACGCCUUAUCUAGCGUAGAAUGGGGCGAGAUGAUUAACACGCUGCGGGUCGGCUAUUUGAAGUCCAUUCACUGCAUGGAGUCAGCCAUCGGUGCUGAUCAUGUUACAGUCCUGUCAAUGUGGUCAAACUAUAUCAAGUAUUGGGAUAGACAAAGUCUGCACCAAGCAGUCUUCAUUGCAAAUUUCACACGGCUUCUAACUGCAGCUGAUGCCCAGUUUGGGAGAAAGUCAGAGAAAGCGAUCUCGGUCUUGCAUGGCUUCACCUAUGCCUCAUUUUACAACUUCGACGACCAGACGUUGAGCCGACAACUAGCAGAAGACUUGCUUGAAAGAACGAGGGAACUUCACAUAAAUGGCGAAUACCAGUGGGGCUUUGAGUCUCAAUCCUUUGCCUUUUCUUCCAAGGUCUUGGCUUUGCUCUGUCUCCGAGAAAACCUGAGAGAUGAGAGUCGAACCUACUUGGCGGAUGCGAUUUCUUGUUUGGGGCAUGGUGAUAGAGAAUGUAAAGUUCGAGCAGUUAUGCUGGCGGAGGACUUGGAAGGCUGGCUGACAAGCUGGAACGACACCUACAGCGCGGAAGUACUAAGACUUCAGCGGAUGAGACUCUUGUCCAUUCUGUCCGAUGGUAAAUGAGGGUUGUGGAAAUCAAUGCAAUCAAUAAUUCUACUUGCGUAUUACUUCCUGGAUUUUCAAGGUUCAAUAUCACCAUCG